AUGAAGCAGCUACCCGCAGACACUGUGCGGCUGUUGUCCAGCUCACAGGUCAUCACUUCGGUGACGAACGUCGUGAAGGAACUGCUGGAGAACUCACUGGAUGCUGGAGCACUGGCCAUUGACGUCAAACUGGAGAACUAUGGCUUGGACCGGAUAGAAGUACGCGACAAUGGGCGCGGAAUCAAAGCUGCCGACACUCGGGUGAUGGCACUGCGCCAUUUCACCUCCAAGAUCCAAAGCCACGAGGACCUUGAACGCCUCCAGACGUACGGCUUUAGGGGAGAGGCACUCGGCUCCAUUUGCGCCAUAGCCGAGGUGAUGAUCACUACCAAGACCGAGGAUGACGACAUCAGCACUCAGUAUACGCUUAACAACCAAGGGAGUAUCGUGUCCCAAAAGCCGACUCACUUGGGCCAAGGCACAACCGUUAGCGUACUAAAACUUUUCAAGAACGUUCCCGUAAGACGACAAUACUUCUCAUCAGCUAAGAGGUGCAAGGACGAGGUGAAAAAAGUCCAGGACCUGCUGGUAGCUUACGCUAUUAUAAUACCUGAUUUAAGACUCACGCUGACUCACAACAAGGUGGUGAUAUGGCAGAAGGCCAAGGCAGCUGACCACAGGAGCGCUCUACUUGCUACGUUGGGCUCCAAUACCGUUGCCAACCUACUUCCGUGUCACCAUCAUCAAGAAGAAGCAGAGAUAUUUCUAGAGGGUUUUUUCCCAAAGCCAGGAGCUGAUGUCUCUUCAACCAGCACUGCUGUUCCAGACAAAACAUUCAUUUAUGUCAACGAUCGGCCCGUCCACCAUAAGGACAUCAUUAAAUUACUUCGUCAACACUAUGCUGCGCAAUAUGCCGAUGAGUCGGCGCAAAACCGCUACCCUAUCCUAAUGCUUAAAAUUGCUGUUUCGCCCUCUUCGGUGGAUGUCAAUCUGACACCUGACAAGACCCAGGUUCUUCUCCACAAUAAGGAAGCUUUGUUUACUGCUUUAGAAGCUCUGCUUGUUUCUCUCUACGGUUAUCGGCCUGGUCGCAACUCUCCAACGGAGCAGCUUGGCCGUGAAACAUCAUUAAUGCCAUCCUCAAAAACUGGUGCUGUAGAACCAGGGGAUGAGAUCACGACAUUGCAGAACGUUGUGGAAAAUCACACACUUAAAAAUACGCUUGAACAGUCUAAACAGCCACCAAGCCGACGGACCUCAGACAGUAGCUCUUCAUCCUCGGUAGCAGAGGACUGGAUCGUCAACCGGAUGCCCGGUGGUGAUGAAACUAAACGCUCAUCAAGUGAACUCCCCAAAGCACUCGAGGAUGACGCAGACUUGAGUAGACCUCGUAUAUCUGCUGAAGAAUGGAGCAAAGGCACGGCUUUGACAGACCCGAUAUCAGGAGAGCCUUUGGAGCCUGUCAGAGUCCAUCAAAUCUCUGCUCCGAUUAGCCCCGUUGUCAACGAGAUCGAAGCAAACAAAAAAACAUCCAACAUCAUUACAGAAAAGCGUGUGGCUCUGACAGCCUUUGACCUGAUCAGCAACCGGACGUUGAGAGCGCCGCAAUCACCGGUCGCCCUUUUUGAGAAGGAGGCCCGCAUUGAGGUUCUCAGGGAGAAACCUACUGCCAGCGUACAGGAGAUCAGCAUUGCUGUAAAUGACAGGUGGAAAAAUCUAAUGGAGGAAGACCGUAAGAAAUAUGAGGAGAAGGCCAAAAAACAACUGGAACACCACGACCGCACUUGCGCAGCCAAACUGGCGAACAGCGGCGGACCAAAAGAGCGACGCGCCGUCUCUGCAACAGGCCAGAAGCGCAAGGCCCCACCGUUCUCCAACCAGCAAUUGCUGGAUGAGCUCUUCUCCGCUCACCCCCAGAAGAAGCCCAAGAGCCCACAGCCCAGGCCUUCACGGCCCCUCCCCUGUUGCUUAUCGAGCCUUCGCUCACGGCUCCAGCGCCUCUCAUCAUCCCGUAACACGGCGGCACCGCAGGGCCUCCGUCUUAUAAACCGGCUGGCCUCUCAGAGCGUCUGGGUGAUUUUAUGUGGUCAGAGGCUCAUGUUGUUAAACCCCUUUCGGGUACAGGAGACCUUGCUGCUUGAGAAACUCCUACAGAAUAAUAUACUCCCAGCAGUCACUCUGCAGAACCCUAUACAAGUAACAGAUGGGAGUUUGGGGGGAAGUGACUACAUGGAUGCCUUGUGCAAAAUGGAGAAACAAAGCCCAGAUCUGAAUGGGAGGAUGAUCAUAUCUGACCCAAGACUUGUCGCUAAUGGGUUUAAAGUCAGACUCACUCCAGGCGGCGCGUCGGCUGAGAGACAUCUGGAAGUGACAGCGCUGGCCGACUGUGUGCCUUUCCUCGGUGUAGAGGACCUCGGGGAGAUCAUGACUGCGGUUCUUCGCAGGAAGGCCAAAACUGUGCAGGAGUGUCGGCCGCUUAAAGUGUCCAACUACCUCCAAGGAGAAGCCGUUCGACUCGCCCGACAGAUGCCUACACAUUUAUCCAGAGAGGACGUGAAAGACAUCCUACGAAGGAUGGAACAGCAACUCGGCGAGAACAGCCACACCUGUUUUCACGGACGACCUUUCCUACAUCCGCUGUCUGACAUCCCUCAGAAUGACAACGAGGCAAAAGAUCUCUUUAAACCUUUGGCACUAUGA
This is a messenger RNA of Nerophis lumbriciformis (worm pipefish), 2640 nucleotides long. Lineage: Eukaryota; Metazoa; Chordata; Actinopteri; Syngnathiformes; Syngnathidae. The record is from RefSeq and is a predicted model, not a curated record.